Prorocentrum cordatum is the source of this 606-nucleotide messenger RNA. The record is from the annotation of a GenBank genome assembly. NCBI's taxonomy places the organism in Eukaryota, Dinophyceae, Prorocentrales, Prorocentraceae.
GUAGGAGGAGCAGGAGCUCGAGGUCGAAAAAGCGCCCCCCGCGCCCCCCUCCCCUUCCCCUCCCCCCCCUGGGCUUCCCCGCGGCGUCUCCGGCGGCCGCGGGGCGCGCCCAUGGUGGCGCCGCGCGCCGCGGUGGCGGGCCGGGUGCGGAGGAGAUGGAGGUGCCCAUCUCGCCGGCGGGCCUGGACACGCUCCUCAGCAGGAUGACCGUGGCCCUGAACCGCGUGGAGGCCUCGCAGGGCAGCGCGGUGAGGGGGCGACGCGCGGAGCUGGAGCUGCUGACCGAGCUGGGCCACGUCAGGGACUUCAUGAGGCAGGCGGCCCAGGACACGGAGCACCGCGAGGCCUUCCACGAGAUCUUCGACGAGUGCAGCCGCGUGGCGCGUGUGCGGGUCCUCUGCGAGGAGGUGAGGCUGUCGGAGAGCAACUGCGCCGACGCCAGGCUCAAGGGCUGCCUGGACUCCUGCAAGGCCGUGGAGGCCAUCGUGCUGCAGAAGGGCUGGGCCCGCUCGCGGCUGAGGCAGGCCGUGGCCCGGGAGAGGGAGCUGUUCGUCGACGACCAGAGCUGCUCCGGCAGGGUGCUCGGGUGCCGCCAGUGGAGCUGGG